Messenger RNA from Exaiptasia diaphana, 942 nucleotides. RefSeq lists its product as uncharacterized. The transcript has 2 exons. Lineage: Eukaryota; Metazoa; Cnidaria; Anthozoa; Actiniaria; Aiptasiidae. The record is from RefSeq and is a predicted model, not a curated record.
AUGCAAUUGACUGGCAGUGGAACGAAAGGUGACUUAUCAUGCUCUCUGGCUGACUUUGGGUGCCAUACACAACGUUCAUACUUCGAAACUUCGCACACCAAGGGUGAGCAAGAUGCAGCAGGUUCACACAUAAAGCUAAAGGUCAGCCAGGCAGUGUUAAGAGGAACAGCUAGAAUAACCAGUGCCAAAAGCAUGCAUGAUUUUCUUUUGGAAAAAUUUUCUCUUCCAGCAGCAAGCAGCUUUCGCUCUAGAACAAAAGAAGUUGAGCUGAAACGUCGAGUGUUUUUCUUUGUCCCAAUCACAGGGGAUGGUUCAGUAGUAAGGAACAGACCUGACAGGCACUUCAAACCAGUAAAAGGAAUUCGUCAGUGGCACUGUGUGAAGUCUUUGGCACAGCAAGAGAAGCUGAAAGUCAGGAAGAGGUCCUGCUAUUGUGCAAACUGCAUCUUGGAGGACGAGGAUCACUGCCAAAAUCAAGAGUGGAUGGACGAUUGGAAGGAUGUGGACAACACCAGAGAGGGUUCAGUAGCAACCACAAGACAAGCUUCUGAAUAAUCUGCAUUAAACCAUGACACUACACUACAUAUCGCAGAUCUGGCUGCUAAAGGAAGUACUGUAGCAAUCGCUGCAUGUGAAGAUCCUGUAUAUGACUUCUAUUUGCUAGAAGUGACUUCUGAGGGUGUUGUAGAGCUGGAGGACUCUCUGAUAGAUGAUUAUUCUAGUCACUAUCCAAGAGGCAGUGCUUUAUUAAAGGGUCACUUCUAUCUAAGAGAAAACCUACACGAUAUGACUUACACUCUGGACACCAAGCAUCUGGCUGUUGUGUAUGCAGGCACAGUACGACACACAUGUAGUGAGGUGGCAGUUAAGAAGAAGACAAAAAGGAAGACAAUUUACAAACUUUCUCUAACUCAGCAUGAAGAAAUUAUGGCUUCUUUCUAA